GUGUUAAUGGUAAGAACUCAUUUUGAACUUUGUAUACAAUUGCAUAUUUUGGAUACAUAAGCUGGUCUUAAUGUGAUGCAUCAUAUUGCACAAUUAUUACUUCAGCUACAACUAAGAAUUCUUGCUGGAGUUUCUGCUCGCCUAUGAAUUUAAGUUACUCUAUCUUGUGUGUGUGUGUGUGUGCGCGCGUGCGUGCGGCACCACUGAGUCAAGUCUUGGUGUUUAAGAGCUCAUUUGAUAUAUCUAGAUUGCUUUGCUUUGUUAUUUAUUAGUAAUGAGAGAACCCCUAAAAACUACUUAUUUAAAUAUCUUGCUUAGUUAUCCAGUCAUGUUGAGAUGUACGGUUAAUUUUUCUUUUACUUUUUUCUGUUUGCACGUGAAUAUAUGGAGUGACCCACCAUGUCCUACUUUAUACAUUUUGAUUUCAGAUUUUGUAUAUUCAGUAUGGAAAUGCCGUGCUGUGGGAGGGCCAGCAUCAUUAGUCAGGAGCUAGAGCUGGCUCACUUGCAGAAUGUUCUUGAAAAAACAAUCUCAGGACUGGCUGGGAGAUGUGAAUCAGCCUCUGAAGGGAUUCAAGUGGAGACAAGGGUCCAGGCGGGAGACUACCGGUGUCUUGAUUUGGAGUGAACCGUUCCUCAUCAAGAGAAGAUCAGGGGAAGAGAUUGCAGUAAUUUUGAUGGACACUCAAGGUACCUUUGACAUUCAGUCCUCCAUGAAGGACUCAACAAUAGUAUUUGCCCUCACCACCAUGGUGUCCUCAGUGCUGGUCUACAACCUCAUGAACAACAUACAGGAAGAUGACCUCAUGAAUCUACAAUUGUUCACCUCAUAUGGCAUGUUGGCACAGGAGGACUGUGAUAGUGCACAUCCUUUCCAGAGAUUACACUUCCUGGUAAGAGACUGGCAGUUCCCCUAUGAGACUCCCUUUGGCCACCAGGGAGGCCAACGACUCCUGGAUGAAAUUUUACUGAUAACUGAGAAGCAGCAUCCUGCCCACCAGGAGGUGCGACGAGACCUGCGUAAAUGUUUCCGUGACAUCAACUGUUACCUGAUGCCACACCCUGGUUUUAAGGUUAUCCAGAAGGCUGACUUUGACGGCAGACUGGCUGAUAUUGAUGAGCAGUUUGUGAAACACCUGCUGUUGCUGGUGCCUCGACUUUUGGCACCAGAAAAUCUCGUCAAGAAGGAGAUCGGGGGCCAGCCCAUCAAGUCACGUGACUUGCUCAAGUUCUUCACCCUCUUCAUGGAGGUGUUCAAGGAUAAUGACCUACCAGAGCCCACCACCCUUGUUGAGUUUGCAGCCCAGGCCAGCAGCCAGGCUGCACUGGAGGCUGGGAAAGAAUACUAUGCUGAGACCAUGGAGGCUCUGGUGGGUGGUGACCGACCCUUCCUCAAGACAGUCCAGAUGGAGGCCGAGCACAGCAAGGCCAAGGAACAUGCCAUCCAGACGUACCUGGAGAAGAAUAAGUACGGCCGGAAGAACCAAAGUGUGGUGGAGAAGUACCAGUUGAUGCUGGUGGAGGAAGUAGAGAAGAUGUUCGUCAAGUAUUCACAGCAAAACGAAGCCAAGAAUGUGUUCAAGGCGGCACGAACUCCUGCCACUCUGUUCUCCGUGCUAAUGUUCUUCUACCUCAUGUCAGGAGUCUUUGGCCUCUUUGGAAUGUACUCUUUUGCCAAUAUGUGCAACCUGGGCAUGGGAGUGUUCCUCAUCAUGCUCACUGUCUGGGCCUAUGUCAGAUAUAGCGGAGAAUACCGUGAUGCAGGAGUUUAUAUAGACGAACUGGCAUCAUUUUUGUGGGAAAAUGUCAUACACCCUAUAUACCAAACAUACAUGGAAAAGCACUUGAAGGAGGCAGCUGAACAAGCAGCACAGCAAGCCAUCAGCAGCACCUUGGCCAAUGGAAAGGUGAAGAAUGCGUGAUGCUCCAUUACUACCGCCGCCAUCGCCACCUCCUCCGCUUCACCUCUCAACACAUUCAAAAUUUGAUUCUUCACUGAUGUCAUUUUGAUCAUCACCAUAUUAUAUAUAUAUAUAUAUAUAUAUAUAUAUAUAUAUAUAUAUAUAUAUAUAUAUAUAUAUAUAUAUAUAUAUAUAUAUAUAUAUACUAUAUAUAUGUAUGUAACAAAAGGAUAUUGUUGUUAGAGGUUUAUUCAAAAUAUUUUUUGUGAAAGAGUGGAAAGGAUGGACACAUGCCCUAUUUGAUAUUACCAUAGAACAAUAUCUUUUGUACUCCCUGGUCCUUAAAGUUUGUUGUUGCCUCAGCUGAGUCUUGAUGGCAAAUUUUUACCUCUGUGUGAAAGUGGAAAAUUAUUUAGACCAUUUUUGCAUUUUGUUGAUGCUUUGGAGCUUGUGUGUUAGUGAAUGUUUGCUUCUUGAGAUUCUUUUUGUUCUCACUUGUUAUGUUUUCUUUUUUUUUUUUCCUUCAAGUGCCAAAUGUUCUGCAGUUAUGCAGUUUUCCUUCUUGUAUAAUGUCCAGUUGCCAUUGUCGUUUAAUAUCUCGUAAACAUUUUUCAGUGUUAUUUGUCACAGAUGUCGAGUGAGGCAGUGAUGCACAAACCAGCCCGUGAAUUCCUCCAAAAUGUUAUCAGAGAUUCAUUGAUAUGUCCAUGGCAGUGUGUCAGCUUUUUUAAGAGUGAUGUUCAAUUUUUUGUUUUAGUAAUUCCAAGGUCUUGCUGAUAUUCUAAAACCUUUUCUUACUUCUUACUGUUAUUUCUGGGCUCUGUGGUUAUGUCUCUCACAUGCUUAUGAUGCAACCUUGUUUUUCUUGAUUUAUUUAAACACUUAAAAAAGUAAUCACUAGCCAUGCUAGUGUAUUGUUGAUACUGAAUUAUAAUUUGGAUGGAUUUUAUUUUUAUACAGCAAAUGGAAACUUAUCAGUGAUAGCUGUAAGGUUAUCUGGUAAAUCACCACAUAUUUCACAUACUGUUGAGGAAACACUUGCAAUUAGUUCUUCAUUAUAGAGAAAGAAUUGGGUUGUAGGGAAGGUUGGUGAUGAUAAUAACAGUUAAGUUUUAUUGUAGAUAGAUAAAAGAUACCUUGAGUGAUGUGUAUGUUUUUUUGUGAUCUGGUUACAACGCUUUUAAUGACUCAUAGCCAUUUCUAGUGUAUUAGAGGACAAUAACACAGUUUGUAUAGUUAUUUCUUAAAGAUUUUUACUAAAGUAAUAAAAAACCAUGACUCAUUGAGCUGCUCAAGUAUUUAUAAAUUUGAAAGAGAUUCAGAUAUUUGCUCCUUGUAAAGAAGACUGAAAAAUCAAAUCCAUAUACAUCUUCUUACUAAAUUAACUUAUAUUUUGUACAUGUCUUAUUACAGUUCCAAUAUCAUCUAGUAGUACUUAAAAGAGGUUUAUGGUUUGCCUCCAUGUUUCAUUACACCAAAUAAAUAUUGUCACCGUUUACUAUGUGUAAAGUUUGGGAUUAAGUAUUCUGUGUUGAUUGCAAUUGAAAUGUCAGUAGCUUCACUUAGCUUACCUCCUUUAUAGGAGUAAACUAAAGUAAAAUAGGUAAUUCUAAAGAUAGACAUUGUGCUGAUGAUGUCAGUUUUAUUUAAUGUUGUAGAUUUUUCUUCUUCAAUGUAAAUAGCUAUAUUAAUGUUUGAAGUUACUAGCAUUAUCAAAGUGGAAAUUUGAAGGUGUAUAUGUGUGAGUGAGUAUGUGUAUUUAUCAAGUUUUAUUUACCUUAUAAAUGUACACAGGAUACGAACUAAGCUAAUGUUGUCCCUAAUGUGUGUGCAUGUAUUUGAGUGUGUGUUGGAGAGAGAGAGAGAAUGCAUUAAAUUAGUCUCACAUUUUUACAGUAUAUCAUGAAAUUGAUCAUAUUUGGUGUGGGUAUCCAGGUUCCACAAGCUUCAAGAUCCUUGUAAAGAGUUCCUUUUUAUGAUGAAGUCUGAAAGUAAUCAUUGAAGCUGGAGUAGAACUUGCAGCCGCAUCCUCAAAUCAUAAAAGGAGAUAAACCUUGUAUUUGGUUGUUGGGGUGUACAGUAUAAGUUACAAGAGCUCUAGGCUGAAAGUUCAAAAAAUCUACUUGAAAUGUAAGUGGUUGUCCAAACUGUGCAGCAUCUUGAUAACAGACCAGCAGCAUUGUUGUUGGCAUUGAGGUGCAGAUUUAUAACCAGCUUUUUUCAAUAUUUCAUUCAUUCAUUGAAUUGGCUUUUUAUAUAGCAAGAGCAAAUAAGCUUGUUAGUUUCAUGCAUAAUUUACUCAAGCUAAUGGGCUUACUUUUAUUAGGAAAUUUCUAGUACCUACCCUCUCACUGUGUCAGAUUUCUUAACCCUAUUUUGGAAGACUUGAAAUUUUAGGAGUUUUCCUUUAAUGUUUAGGUAUGUACCAGAUACUACUUCACUACAGCAGACAUGCUUAGUGAGAUGCAUUCAAUGCCCAGUACAUAGAUUCCUAACAGUUUAGCUGUUGCUGACACUGCUGCUGCUGCUGCUGCUGCUCUCUGGAUGGGUGCCACAUUUUGAGUUUUCCCAACUAAUUGUUUGGCAGAUGUUAUUGCAGUCUGUCUCAAGUGCCUUGCCACAUUCAGAAGGAUUGUUGAUAGUAGCUUAGUACAAUAUUUAUGAUGUAUCAAAUAUUCUGGUUCUCACAGACGGUGGGUUUUGACUUGUAUUUAUUUUUUAUUCAUAUAUUUUUUGUUUAAGUUAAAAGGCUGCUGUUGUAUGAAUUUUCAAUGUCUGUGACUAACAGAAACUGGAUCUUUCAAAUUUUCUUUAACUGUGGUUCUAAUAUUUGAUAUUUUUAUGUUAAUGAAGUUUACAAAGA
Portunus trituberculatus (swimming crab) is the source of this 4763-nucleotide messenger RNA. It is a transcript of the gene atl, whose product is annotated as atlastin-like. The record is from RefSeq and is a predicted model, not a curated record. The coding region runs from base 512 to 1921 and encodes 469 amino acids. Gene Ontology annotation, molecular function: GTPase activity; GTP binding. Gene Ontology annotation, biological process: protein homooligomerization; endoplasmic reticulum organization. The transcript is spliced from 10 exons. NCBI's taxonomy places the organism in Eukaryota, Metazoa, Arthropoda, Malacostraca, Decapoda, Portunidae.